GGGGCAGCUUUGGACGCUAAUUCAGUACCAGGCAGGCACACAUAUUAUCACUCCACGUGCGCGUCAGUGAUCAAGAGAGAGGGAAAAAGAACAGGGGAGAAAUGAAUGCAUGACAGAGAAUCAGUAAAAGAGGGAGAAGGAGAGGGAGAGGGAAGGGGUGGGGGUAAUGGGGAAUGGACGGGGAGGGGGGGGAGCAUGCCAGGACUUGGGGGAUGGGGGGGUGGAGAAUGUAGAAGGAGCAACAGCAACAGCUAGUGAGAAGCAGAACGAAAGUACGGACGUGGAGCCUGAACAGAGAGCCAGACAAGCAGGAAAGGAGAGGGGGAGAGACAGAGGGAGAGAGAUUAAGAGAACAAGAGAGCGGGAGAGGGAAGUCUGUCUGAAAGUGAGCUAUGGAGAUGAGAACAGAAACCAGGUCUGCACAAUAAAGUAAGAAACUGUGAGAACAGGAUCAGGAGGACCCCACCCCCCACCCCACAUCUCCAGCAACUCCCCCUCUUUUCUUAGCGGUGGGGCAGGGCAGAGCUAGUAAGAGAGAGCAAGAUAGUAAGAGAGAGAGAGAUAGAGGGAGUGAACGCGGCAGAAAAGAGGAAAGGCAGAAUUUAGAUAAAGGUAGUGUCAUAGCCUCGAAACCAAGUGAGUAAUAGAGGUGUGUCAUAAUGGAGAAGCACACUUUGUGUAUGUAUGAGAGAGAGAAAGUUAGAGAGGGAAAGUAAGGGAUAAGGGUAGCGAGGCAAGGAGAUUAACUACUUGGUUUGGGCAAGAGAAAACAAAAGAAAUAGAGAGAGGGAGAGAAAGAGAGAGAGAGAGAGAGAGAGGGAGACAGGCGGAGACAGAGUGGGUCCGGAGAACCACCACAGGAAUAAACACUUGAGCGAGCGAGGAGCCAGCAGCACUGGGAGAAGAGGAAACCUGAGGGGGACGGAAACAACCGGGGUGGAGAGUCAGCGAGAGGGACGGGAAGGGGGAAAGCAGAAGAGGCAGAAGAGGGUAUAGCGUGAGAGAGAGAGGGAGAGAGAGGCAGACUAUGUCCGUGAGGAAGCAGCAGGUGUGUGUAAUUGUGUGUGUGUGUGGGAGGAAUGAAGCUUGUGUUGCUGAAGCUGCUCCUCUCUCUCAUGCUCAUUGUGGUUGCCCUCGGAUCCUUCUUCACCCUGCUUCUGUGGAUUGUUUCCUCGGAGAGUGACACCACUCCUCGUAGCCCUUUUCAUGUCAAGAAGAGUCCGGACUUAACAGACUGCACAGGCUGUAGGGACAGCGUUAUUGAUAAAGUGUUGGAACGAUACUCAAAAAACUGGAAGAAACAAGAGAACAACUAUAAAAGGUUUAGGGCGUUGCUAAGUAGCAGGUGCCAUGGAGCCACUAAAGCAGUUGUCACACAAGCCAAUACCCCUCUGGGGUCGAAGGUCGUGUACGAUGGUGAGAAGAGGAAGCCAUUGCAAGUGACCUCUGCACUGUUCAAUGUCUUUCCAAAGGAGCCACCCUUUGGGAACACAUCAUGGGACACAUGCUCCGUUGUUGGAAAUGGGGGUAUUCUGGCCAACAGUAGCUGUGGACGGAGAAUCGACUCUGCCCAAUUUGUUAUCAGAUGUAACCUUCCUCCGCUGGAGCACGGCUAUGAGGAGGACGUGGGGAAUAAAACGGACUUGGUAACAGCCAAUCCCAGCAUUCUCCAUGAAAAGUUCGGAGGGCUCAUGGAGCGCCGGCGGCCUUUCGUGGAGGGCCUCCGUCCCUACGGCAACUCCCUGAUCCUCCUCCCCGCCUUCUCAUACAGCCACAACACGCCUGUGUCCCUGCGUGCCGUCUACACCCUGGAGGACUUCCGGAGUCCUGCGCGACCCGUCUUCCUCAGCCCGGACUACCUGACCAGCCUGGCCCGCUUCUGGCGCUCCCAGGGCCUGCGCUCGGUCCGCCUCAGCACGGGCCUCAUCGUGGCCAGCCUGGCGCUGGAGCUGUGCACCAACGUGGACCUCUACGGAUUCUGGCCGUUCAGCCAGCACCCGCACGGCCACCAGCCCCUCACAAACCACUACUAUGACAACAGGGAGACCAAGAAGAAAAUCCAUGCCAUGCCCGCUGAGUUUGACCACCUGCUGCGACUUCAUGGGCAGGGCAUUCUCAGGGUUCACCUCGGGCAGUGCCCACGCAGUGAUGGGUAAGCCAUGCCUGGCAGAGUCACAUCUGGUGUAAGGCAUGUUUUCUCAUGGGAGCUUCCAGGACAAUUCUCCUCGCAUGGCUGCAAUGCUCCAAGGAAUGGUUGUCAAUCGGUUCCUCAUUUCAUUGCUGGUAAACACGGAUGCUGGUAUUUGUAGUUCUCUUUUGUGAGCGGGUGAAAACGUGUCUGCUGUGCAGACUGGACUCUCAAUCUUGUGAUUUGCACAAUCAAAGAUUUCAUGAUAACAUGGAUAGUUUUGCUGAAAAUGACCCACAGGAAUAUAAGUAGAAAUGCAAAUCAAUUGAAAAUACUAAACCAAUCAAAAUCAAAUAAAGGGGUCAUCUAAUCUAGUAUUUAAAGUUGUCCACUGAAUCCCAGCUAUUACAUUUGUAUGGUACAUUUAUUUUUAACCAACCAAUUUAUUAUUUGACCUCUUCUCUGAUUGGCUAAUCUACUCACGUGUUUAAUUAAGCAAUUCAGUCCGCAGGCAGGUAGAGCAUUUCAAAAGGAAGUCUGGGACAUAAUUGUGACUAUUCCAAAGGCCAUGUGCAAUUGUUUUUAUGCUUUUAGCUUUACUUCAUGCUUUACCAUGUAGUACAGUUGUGUGAAAGAAACACAACAGUAGUUGUUGUGUAGACUCAUUGAUUCUGUUACAGUUAUGAUGGUGUAUGAUUUGCCUUCAUUGAGUUUGAGCCUGCGAUCAGGUCACAGCCAGUGUUGUUUGUCAUUACUUAUCUCAAAUGUUUUCUAUCUAUUGCUUACAUCAAGUGUGCCACUCCAGUGUGGUAGAUAGCGAAAUAUUUAGGUAAAAACUAUGUGUGAGUGUAAGCAGUUGUCAGUUUUCCACUUUCAAGUAUGCUGAGAUCACAAGCUAAAACAAACCUACCUCUAACAACAGCUCCCUAUUAAAAAAAAAGAUCUACGAGUCGCCAGCUUGACGGCUAAAUUAAACGUAUUAGAGAGACUGCUUGUUUUAAUGUCAAUGAAUCAGUGCUUAAGGUAUUCUGUCAGCGACAUAGCUAGCUACAGUAGUUACAGAGUAAGCUAAAAAGUAAUCGUCCUUUGUGUGAGGAGUACAUCAUAAUGUAUUUGGUAAGGGUAAAACCCAAGCCAUUUAGGAAUAAAAAAAAAAUUGAUUUUCAAUCAUUGUAUAAAAUUAUUAGAGUAAUAAUCAUUAAUAUUGAUUCUUAUGUAAAUACCUUCCAAAGGCUGAAAAGAAAACCUUAGAUGGAGAGAUGGUGAGAAAGUAUCUGUGAAAGGGUGAAAGUGAAUCACUCCAUUCUCAGGAAACACUGAAUAUUGAGCCAAGCUAACGAUUCUUUGAUCUGUACUUUUUGUAAUACCAUAGUCCACACUUCAACAAGCCAUUGUAUCAUAUGCUAAAAAAGAUAACAUUAAGAAUGCACAGACUAUUUUAUGGCACACCACCUUAUGAAGCACUUCAAAGAAAAAUGUUACAAAUGACCAAGACUAUUUGUUUUACUGAACUACCUGAAAGGGGCCAUGGACAGUUAAGAAUGUUGUUUGACUAAUCUUCAAAGAAAAGUAAAAGUUGUGUUUUGGACUCAGAUAGACCCUUCUUUAUAUGAACUUUUGGGCUCUUUUUGGCCGACGUACACUUUAGAUCUGUAUUGUAAAUGUUCUACAUGACCCCCAUUUCUACCAGAAAAUUGUCAUUAAGCUGAUAGCUUCAACAUAUAGUAACUUAAGGUGUAAUUGGACACUUUCCUCUGUGUGAGCUGGCGGGGAUGGAGUCUGUGUACCAGUCACACUGAAGCUGCAUGCUGUCAUAGCCGGCGUGGUCAACAAUCUCUUUUCUCCCCUUGUUCAGAAGUCUGAUUUCAACCAGACUAUUUACUGUAUGUAUCUCACAAACAUCAGUUUAAUCAGCCCUGAAUGUUUUACAUUAAAAAAUACAAAAUAAUUGUGUAGUUGCCAGUUCCAUGCUACCUUAAUGACACAUGAUAUGUAUCGGCAACAUUGAGCAAAGCAUGUUUUCGAAAGCACGCAUGCAUGCUGUGCAGGUGCUAUGGUCACUAAUUGGCUAGUACUGUUGUGAGGUUACGACAAACUGUGAAACCCCUACUUAAAUACUGCAGUAGCGGGUACAGCCUGGAGUCUCUGGAAGCUGCACAUGUGAAGGCCACAGGUGUGCUAAAGCGCAUCAACAGAAGGGUCUGUAGAGCAAAAUGAGGACAUCCCAGGUGGCAGGCCUAUAUUGAUAGUGGAAUAUGGUCGGUAACCUGCUGGAGGUCUCUGGUCUGCUUUAAAGGCUAAUAACAGAGACUAAACAGGAAGAAUUUCAUGGUUCUACAAGGAUAUGAAGGCGACAUGGUUCUACAAGGAUCUCAAGGCAUAAAAAUGACUUUCCACAAGUUCAAAAUCUCCCUUGACAUGGUAACAUGUAUUACAAAUGUUGAGCAUUGGUGUAAAUGGAGGAAGACGUAUUAACAAAUAAAGACAAAGCUGUGUGUAAAAUA
This is a messenger RNA of Clupea harengus (Atlantic herring), 4632 nucleotides long. RefSeq names its product ST8 alpha-N-acetyl-neuraminide alpha-2,8-sialyltransferase 6 (gene st8sia6). Gene Ontology annotation, molecular function: alpha-N-acetylneuraminate alpha-2,8-sialyltransferase activity. The record is from RefSeq and is a predicted model, not a curated record. Gene Ontology annotation, biological process: N-glycan processing; oligosaccharide metabolic process. NCBI's taxonomy places the organism in Eukaryota, Metazoa, Chordata, Actinopteri, Clupeiformes, Clupeidae.